UGAGACCGUAACAUUACGCUUAAGUCAGAAGUCCGAGGUCAUUGCUAACGUUGGUGAAAAUGUAACAUCAACUCAGUCAGCUUAGCUAAACAUUUUAUUCAACAGCAUGGCGAACGACUUUCCAGUGCCCAGAUACAGCUGCACCAGUCAGUGGUUCUCAGAUUACCAAACGGCAAAAUCCAACAGCAAUCCAGAUUUCCCAACGGCACAGUUUGUGCCAGAAGUCGCUCCGAGAGCCACUUUGCUAACCCACAGCAUGUGUGUUUAAACAUGUUCUUUCUCUUUCAGUCUUUUGCAGUUUGAAUUAGUUUUUUUCCAUUUCCUGUAAACUCUACAAACCAGAAAUAACCUGAAAAACGAGCUGAGAAAGCGAGAGAGCGAGAGAGAGAGAGAGAGAGAGAAUGUGAGUGGGCGGGACAGACAGUAAACUGAAAAACAGGAACAAGGUGAUAACAUGUGUCAAAGUGCACCUGCACACCUGAGUAAAGCCACUCCUUUCCCAGGACGGACACAUUAGAGAUGGUUGAGAAGCGGAGGCCGGAGAAAUGCACUAAAACCCGAUACAGCGUUAAUAUCUUUCAACCCUUUUGACAUCCCCUCUGGUUUGGUUUUGAGGGAUUUAAGAGAUUAGAGUUCUUUUUUUUUUGUUGAUUUAGUUUAGAUUUGUAUUUUUGUGCUUCGUAUGUUGCUCUUGUUUUGAUUCCACAACUUCGCGGCGGCAGCUUCAGAGUCCCAGACUUUGUUUUUCUUUUUGUGAUCUGCUUGCCUGAUGAAGAUGUGGUCCAUGAAGGUGAUCAUUCUCCUCCUCUUCUGCUAUGCUUCUCUUUCGACUGGCAACGAAAGACCGUAUUUUGUUUCAAGGAACUUUUACAACGUGCUCCACUGGGACCUCAUGAAGCCGGCCUUCCCUGGGGAGAAGGUCCUCUAUAGCGUACAGUACUGGAGUGAUGCCACGGAGAAAUUCCAGAUAAAAGAGGAGUGCCAGAACAUUACCGCUCUGUCCUGUGACCUGACUGCAGAAACCCCAUCAGUUCAUGAUGUUCAGUACCUGGCUAAAGUGUACUGUAACGGUCACUCGUGCGGCAUCACCGAAAGGUUGAAGCCCAUUGCACACACUGUUUUUGGUCCGCCCACCGUGUCUACGUACCCAAGAGUGUCGUCCUUGGACGUCAACGUAACCCUGCCUUUGGGCCCAAAGGGAGUCUCCAUUGCCGACAUCAUCACCAGCAGCAAAAAAGGGCCUUCCAAAGCUGAAAUCGUCUUCGUCUUAAAAAUCACCCACCCAACGUGGGCUGCACAGGUUCAUGAAUCCACAACUGGCCAGUUCGUCAUCAGCUUGAAGAACAACCAAACCGAGUACUGCGGCUACGUGGUGUACAACGCUUUAACGGAGUGGGGUCGCCCACCGGGUGAGCAGGCCCCCUUCUGUGUCACACUGCCAGGUGACCCUCUGACGCUUUUGCCAUGGUUUCUUGUUGGCGCUGUUCUCCUGACGGCCGUAGUCACAACUUCAGUUGUGUGCAUGUGCAACUAUGCGAGGGGUGGAAAAGAAAAGAGCAUUCCAAAGCUAUUGGUAACCACCUUCAGCACCCCAACCACAGUCCUGCAGUCUCCAGACAGGAAUCUCAUCAUUUCCAAGGCGGAGGUCUGCAUUCAAAGUGACCAAACAGUUUACGCAACGAUCCGGAUGAAGCCUAAUAUGCCCUCAGUUGGGUCUGGAGGUUAUUCCCCCCAGGACAUCCUCUGCCAAGCCUGGCAAGAUGGCACUGGCUCCUCUUUUGGCACAGGGGAACGCAGCAUGACCCCAAAUCCAGAGAGCACAAGUGCCCAGUCCUCCGAAAUCUACAGUGUUGUAGCCGUCCAUGCACAUAAUGAAGACAUUCAUCAGGCUACCAAUGACAACAGAGAAACCUGUUACCUACCAACGUCCUCAAGUGGAGAAAUCUGGGAUAAAGCUGGAGCGAGUCCAAAGCUGAGCUCGCGUGGAGUACAACCGUUACCUCAUCCCGACCCUUGUGAGGGCAAUCCAGCCAAGCCACUGCUUUUGGAAACAGAGCGGGAUACCAAUGGACUACUUGUGUUGUCUCCACUCGUGUUUCAGUUGCAGAACAGCACAGAUGACACAAUGCCGCCCCUUAACCCAGACAGAAAACCGCUUUUAUCUGACCUCACGGACUCCAUGACGGGGCGGCCAUCCUGGAAGAGCAUCGACGGCUCAGAGUUCUCAGACUCGGGGUGUGAUGAGGGCACCGUCACCACACCAACGCAGGCCUACUGCAACACCCAUUAUUCCCCAUCGCAGCCAGUUGCUCCUUACUUCCAGCAGGGAUGGAAGAACCCACCAUCUCGUGAUGGUGUGCUAGAAGCAGGCUACAAACAAAACUGGUUGCCCGCGAUCCUUCUUGAAACUUCAUCCGAAGAGCGUUGUGAAUACAGAAAGACAGAUUAUCCGCGGACUUGGACGGGUCCCAAAAUGGAGGAGCAAGGUGAGGAAGAUGAAGACGAGACGAGGCACAUUCUUCUCGGAAGUUGGGUGUUACCAAUUCAAGAGUAAUUUGCAAUGAAGGAAGUUGAUGCAGUGCAGAAAGCACUGAUGGGUGCUUUAGUAACAGUUAUGAACUUAAUGUGACGACAGAUGUUUUAAGUCUCCUUAAACAUGCUUUUAACUCAGACAUAUCGAACAACCACAUCUGGAACUUUAAUUACAAAUCAAAGUAAUACAUCAUGCUUUGUUAUUUCGGUUUUGAAAAAAAAAUUAUUCACAUAAUCAUUUUUGACAGUCAUACAUUGUGUGUUUACAUUGGAAGACAUCAGCGAAUAUACAUUAUUACGUCAUGUUUUUUUUGUUUUGGGACUGCAACCAAUAAUAUUAGUUUUUUAAUGUAUCGACUUAAUUUUUGGGUUUAUAAAAAAAUCGGAAAAUAGUGAAAACUGAGAACCAGUUUGAUACUGUAUGAAGAAAAACAGGUCAUCUCUUCAUUUUGAGAAAAAGCAUUUUCUACUAUAACAAAUACUACUAUAGUAAAUAUUUUUUUCAUCAACUAAUUGUAGCAGCUCUACUUUGUUAAACAGAAUUUCUAUUUUGCUAUGUGUUUAUUAUGCAUAUGAGAGAGGGACAUAUAACAACUGCAAUAUAAAGUAUGAAGUUACGCUUACUCUUAACAUUUCGAUGUAUAAAGCUGUGUUCAGACGGCUAAUGUCUGUUUUGUUUACAUAUUGAGGGAAAACCCACCCGACACGUGAUUUAUUUUAAGGGAUUUGAAAUGAAGUUUAGAUCUACUUAAGUGUUUUUCAACAGCGCCGCAAUCACACAGUCAGAGUCGGCAUAUGCAUCUGUGUGCUAUCACCAUGGCGACACAUUAUUACAAUUUAUUACACUCUAAAUACACAAUCUCAAUCUGGUCGCUUUUAAAUUACACUGUGGACAGUCGGCCUUAAAGAUUAGAUAUGAAGUCAAAUGUGAUUGCUUUGUGGCUGACGUUAGCAUCAGACGCAGCCGGGCGCCUGUUGUCCCUUUAAGCUGUUUACAAUGGGACUAACAUGACUGAAUCUCCACUGGAAAUAAAGAAUUGUCCUAGUUUUAAACUUAAACAUAUUUCAGUAUUUUCAGGGUUUGCAUCUGUGGCAUAAUAUAUAUUUUGUAUUUUUCUGACAAAGUUCAUGAACUCAUGUUGGAGUCGUCAUUGUUUGCUGUUCUUUCAGGGGGGAAAUAGUGUGUAAAAACAUAUAAGGUGUGGCCACGCUGAUAACAGCCUGAGCACAAUCAUUAACACACAGUUGUAAAGUAAUAACAUUGACGCGAGUGUUCCUAAAUUAAUGAAUGUAAUAUGCAUUUAAAUUGUGUUUUAUUGUGUGUAGACAGUGAAUUUCGACUGAAAUUCCAAAUAAUUAUAUUGAAGAAUCUUUUCUCUAAAACAGAAAUUCUGGAACUACAACAAUAAAAACUGUCAAACUGUU
This is a messenger RNA of Pseudoliparis swirei, 3957 nucleotides long. RefSeq names its product interferon lambda receptor 1 (gene ifnlr1). The record is from RefSeq and is a predicted model, not a curated record. The transcript is spliced from 7 exons. Bases 770 to 2554 code for a protein of 594 amino acids. Gene Ontology annotation, molecular function: protein binding. NCBI's taxonomy places the organism in Eukaryota, Metazoa, Chordata, Actinopteri, Perciformes, Liparidae.